AAACAUGUCCAAAUUCGAGUAGCUCAGCCUAAUCGACGGUCGAGCUAGAGGGCGACACCGGCCUACGGUAAGCGCUGUCACAGAGAGGUAAUUCCCUGGCUGUUGUAUUUUGUGGAAUGUUUCAAUAAUGGACUGGAAUAAAGGCGUCCCAGCGCGAAACAGAUAAAUAAAAAUCAGAAAAAGGGAAGGGUUUUAUUAGAGGUACGGACGAGCAUUUAGAUUGCAUUUGCUACUUCGUGUUACAUCACCUUUCAACUUCAUUUCGCAUCUCAACCGAUCCGAUCCCGGCGAUUCUGCCGUCGAUUAUCUGUUUCAUCGCGACCAGUGUGAUUAGAGGUGUCUCGGUUGAAAGAAGGAAGGAUGUGGGGAAUCAUUAGGCAAAGGAUCGGUGCUGGAGGUUUUCCAGUUCGGUCCUUGCAGGAGGUUAGACCCGCAGUGUCAGCAUUGCGAAAUUACUCAUCUGCAGCCAAAGAGAUGACAGUGAGAGAUGCUCUGAACUCUGCCCUCGAUGAAGAAAUGUCUGCUGAUCCCAAAGUCUUUUUGAUGGGCGAGGAGGUUGGGGAAUAUCAAGGUGCAUACAAGAUUUCCAAAGGGCUUCUUGAGAAAUAUGGUCCUGAGAGGGUUAUUGACACUCCAAUCACAGAGGCUGGUUUUACUGGUAUUGGAGUUGGCGCUGCUUACCAUGGUCUUAAGCCUGUUGUGGAAUUUAUGACAUUUAAUUUCUCAAUGCAGGCAAUUGACCACAUCAUUAACUCUGCUGCCAAAACGAACUACAUGUCUGCCGGCCAAAUAUCUGUACCUAUUGUCUUUCGAGGACCAAAUGGUGCCGCUGCUGGAGUUGGUGCUCAACACUCCCAGUGUUUUGCGGCGUGGUAUGGCUCCUGCCCUGGUUUGAAGGUACUGGCCCCUUAUUCAUCUGAAGAUGCUCGUGGGCUUCUAAAAGCUGCCAUAAGGGAUCCUGAUCCUGUUGUUUUCCUUGAAAACGAAUUGUUAUAUGGGGAGUCUUUCCCAGUUUCGGCAGAGGUUCUAGACUCUAGUUUUUGCCUCCCAAUUGGAAAAGCUAAGAUUGAGAGAGAAGGAAAGGACGUGACUAUUACAACUUUUUCAAAAAUGGUUGGCUUUGCUCUCAAGGCUGCUGAGAUACUUGCAAAGGAAGGAAUCAGUGCAGAGGUCAUAAAUCUGCGCUCCAUUAGGCCGCUAGAUAGAAAUACAAUCAAUGCAUCUGUCAGGAAAACAAACAGACUCGUGACUGUUGAAGAAGGAUUCCCUCAGCAUGGUGUUGGUGCUGAAAUCUGUGCCUCUGUUGUUGAGGAGAGCUUUGGUUAUCUUGAUGCUCCAGUGGAGAGGAUUGCUGGGGCUGAUGUGCCCACACCUUACGCCGCUAAUCUUGAGAGAAUGGCCUUCCCACAGAUUGAAGAUAUUGUCCGUGCAGCAAAGAGAGUGUGCUAUAGAUCCGUACCGAUGGCUGCUACCGCUUGACCUUGCCCAUUUAGUCCCCAUACACCUCCCAAAUCCAGGAAAUAAAGAGUUGUACAUUCUUUUCCCAUUCUAAUUGUGUCUGGGGAGGAAGACCAUCGCACACGAAUAUUGCAGAGAAUGCCAGAGAAAUAGCUGGAAAUUUUGUGGGUUAUGUUUUGUUGGAUUUGUUGGCAGGGAACAUUGACACCAUUCUACCGCUAAUCCCAAAUUUCUUUCAGCCUUUUCUUUUAAAUCUCUGUUUUGAGUGCAUUACUUUCUGUUCAAAACAUUAGUGUCUCAAUAAUUUUUUUUCCCCAAUACCCAAUUUGAUGAGCAGUUGGGAUUAUUUCUCUGAUUGAUAUGCUGUGUGCAUUGCUCCGAGUUGUGAUUUUUGGAUUCUCCCCAAGAGUGGGCUCUACUUUGAUAUUUGCUUAGAAGAAGAUAUUCAAAUUUGUUGUAAAA
This is a messenger RNA of Malania oleifera, 1920 nucleotides long. Its product is annotated as pyruvate dehydrogenase E1 component subunit beta-1, mitochondrial. The record is from RefSeq and is a predicted model, not a curated record. Gene Ontology annotation, molecular function: pyruvate dehydrogenase (acetyl-transferring) activity. The transcript is spliced from 16 exons. Bases 361 to 1479 code for a protein of 372 amino acids. NCBI's taxonomy places the organism in Eukaryota, Viridiplantae, Streptophyta, Magnoliopsida, Santalales, Ximeniaceae. Gene Ontology annotation, biological process: pyruvate decarboxylation to acetyl-CoA.